Messenger RNA from Topomyia yanbarensis, 728 nucleotides. It is a transcript of the gene Chrac-16, whose product is annotated as chromatin accessibility complex protein 1. Gene Ontology annotation, molecular function: protein heterodimerization activity. Bases 127 to 651 code for a protein of 174 amino acids. Gene Ontology annotation, cellular component: nucleus; CHRAC. The transcript is spliced from 3 exons. NCBI's taxonomy places the organism in Eukaryota, Metazoa, Arthropoda, Insecta, Diptera, Culicidae. The record is from RefSeq and is a predicted model, not a curated record.
CUGAAAUCGACCCAGCCGUCGCUUUUAUUACUGACAAAAUAAUGCGCCUUCGGCAGACGCUUGAAUUUUACGAUUCUGGUUCGAACUCGGAGACGAUUGAUUAGUUGAAAAAUAAAGGAAACAAUUAUGGAUCAUGAAAAACACACCCAAUUACCGAUCAGCCGGAUACGAACGGUAAUGAAAACAUCACCUUCGAUAGGGCAAAUCAAUCCGGACGCUCUGUUUUUAAUGUGUCGUGCGGCGGAAUUAUUCAUUGAACAUGUGGCAAAGAACUCGUACAAAAAAGGCAUGAAAAAUCUAGACUAUAAGCACCUCGCCGCGUACGUUGAAUCGGAAGAGGCACUGGAAUUCCUGGUACAAAUCCUACCGAAAAAAAUCACCGUCAAGGAGUACAAAAAGAUUAUGGAGCAGAAAAAUAAGAAAGGCACUAGCGAAGGUGACGGCGAUAGCGAGGGAGAGAGCGGCGAAGAAUCCGAUGACGAAGACAGCAAUGAUUCCAGUUCGUCCUCGUCCGCUUCGGACGAGGAAGAUAACGCCGAUAAUGGUAGUGUAAUCUCGAUCGACUCGUCCAGCUCGGAUGAAAAGGAAAACUCUAAAAACAUUAGUAACAAAAAAUCACCGCUGAAGCACAAAACUGGAGAUUCUCCUUAGUGUUAAGGAUUAGUUCGUAGUAAUUGUACGGUGUAAUUCUCGUAAAAGCACAAACAUUACUGUUAAUUUACCAAUUA